Molecule: messenger RNA, 2328 nt
Organism: Microthlaspi erraticum
Lineage: Eukaryota; Viridiplantae; Streptophyta; Magnoliopsida; Brassicales; Brassicaceae
Source: the annotation of a GenBank genome assembly
AUGACUAAGAUGGGCUUCUCGGACACAUGGGUUUCAUGGAUCAUGUCAUGUGUAUCUUCAGUUUCCUACCAAGUCUUAUUGAACGGAGAUGCAAAAGGACAUAUACAACCCACUCGAGGUCUCCGCCAAGGCGAUCCACUUUCACCAUUCUUGUUCAUCAUCCUAACUGAAGCCCUAAUAGCUCAAAUCCGUGGAGCAGAAGAAGAAGGGAAAAUCACGGGCCUCAAGAUAGCACGGAAUAGUCCACCCAUAUCGCACCUCCUCUUUGCUGAUGAUAGCCUUUUCUUCUGUAAAGCUACUAUCCCGCAAUGUGCGGAGCUCAUGAGGAUCAUAGAAACGUACGGCCGUGUCUCUGGCCAACAGCUAAACACAGCCAAAUCCUCAAUCUUUUUUGGAAAAAAGGUUCCCCCGGACAUACGUACUGCUCUCAAGCAAGCUCUUGGCAUAAAUACAGAAGGAGGUAUGGGUACAUACCUAGGGCUUCCAGAGAACAUAAGUGGCGCUAAAACUAAGGUCUUCACCUUUAUACACGAUCGCCUGAGUAAGCGUAUAAAUUCGUGGUCGGCAAAGCUCUUAUCAAAAGGGGGAAAAGAAGUGAUGAUUAAAUCUGUGGCUCAAGCCUUGCCCACUUAUGUAAUGUCGUGUUUUCUUCUCCCCCAAGCAACCAUAAAAAAACUCCAAGGUGCUAUCUCAAAAUUCUGGUGGAGUACAAAACAGAAUAAUAGAGGUUUACACUGGAUUGCAUGGGAGAAGAUUUGCUUACCAAUGGACGAAGGAGGCCUAGGAUUUCGUGACCUACAGAACUUUAAUCUCGCCUUACUAGCGAAGCAAUUAUGGCGAAUCUUCCAUUACCCUUCGUCUCUCUUGGCAAGAGUCCUCAAGGGCCGCUACUUUUGGUCGUCAAACCCUCUAGCGGGUGAAAGAGUUAACUCUCCAUCGUAUGGAUGGAGGAGUAUGAUGGCUACAAGAGAACUACUUGUCUCAGGGAUGAGGAAGGCGAUAGGUACAGGUGCGAAUACAGUCGUAUGGCGAGACUCAUGGAUUCCCACCGAUCCCCCACGCCCGCCAACUCCUCUUAGUGAUCAGCAAGAUCCAUACCUUCUCGUCUACCAUCUCAUUGAUCAACAGACGAAAGAGUGGAAGACAGAUGCCCUCAAUAGUUUAUUCACAGAAGAGGAUGUACGGCGGAUCCAAGCUAUACGUCCGGCGCGGCUGCCACAGGCAGACAAGCUGGUCUGGGCAUAUACGAAAUCAGGUGCAUAUACAGUCAAGUCGGGAUAUGAUCUCGCUGCUAAAAGAACGGUGAGGGACGUACCAAACCAGGUAUUAGAGCCAAGCACUACGGGCCUAAAAAGAAUAGCUUGGAAAACAAAGACAACAAAGAAGCUAAAGCACUACAUAUGGCAAUGUAUAAGUGGAUGCAUCGCAGUGCGAGAUCGUCUAGUCGACAGACAUUGUGGCACAGACCGGUCAUGUCCUAGAUGUGGAAAUAGCACGGAAACCGUUAAUCACUUGUUGUUUGAAUGCCCAGAAGCAGUUAGGGUCUGGGAACUCUCUAAUUUUCCCAUUACUCCGGGGGUUUUCCCGUGUAAUAACCUCCUUAGCAACUUUGACUAUCUCUUGCUGAGAGCGAAAGAAACAGGGGUACAAGACCAUACGCUAUCAACAUUUCCAUGGAUACUCUGGUUCCUAUGGAAAGCACGCAAUGUCAAAGUCUUCGAUAAUGUCGAUGUACACGCCAUAUGUACUCUUCAAUCGGCGAUUUCGGAGUCCGACGCUUGGCGUAAAGCACAAGAGAAGGAACAAAACAAGAAGCGAGACACGCCACGGGAGCCAUCAAGUCAUCAGGACGAAACAAAUAUACACCUUCCAAGAUGUCAGGUCGAUGCCUCAUGGGGUAUCGACUCUAACUUUAGUGGAGGUGGUUUUGUCCUCGACACAACAGAUGGCCCUACGAUAUUUGGAGCUACAGCUUUUAACCAUGCAUUAUCCCCACUGCAUGCGGAAUUUUCAGCAAUGGUAUGGGCAAUGCAAUCCGUCUUGAACUUGGGGAUAAAGUCUAUGAGUUUCGAGACCGAUUGUAUGCAACUCACCAAGCUAAUGGAAGACGAAGUGGUGUGGCCGGCCUUGGCCACAGAACUUGAGGAAUUUAAACUUAUUAGAUCAUCUUUCGAUGUUUUUGCUAUUUCUUUCAUUCCACGUUUGUUUAAUGUCCGUGCCGACUGUCUCUCAAAAGGAGCCCGAGCACGAGGUUUUCUAUUCGCCUAUGUAAACCCUUUAACUCCGAGUUGGUUAGCUCACGAAGCUAAUCUCCGCGGUACAACUUAA